CUCUACCACAGGUAAUCACAUUCAGCUAGCUCUCCAAUCCAUAUUUUUACCACCAACUACUUACUAGACAACCAUAUGUGUAUUUUCCUCCAAAGUUUGGGCUAGGCACAUCCUACUCUCGCGCAGCGAUGGACCCCGCAUCUCUGGUUCUGGCCACUCUUGUGCUGAUCAAGCCCAUCUGCACCACGAUUCAUACAGCUCUCACCAACUAUAGCCUUUACGCGAGAGACGCAAACUCACUUAGUCUACGGUUUUCAUUACAACAGACGCGUCUUGAAUCCCUCCAGGUGGUGCUCACCGAAGACAAGUUGAUCCCAGGUGUUCGCGGCCGACUGGUUGACAAUUUGAGCCCCAACACACUCCAUAUCUUGAAUGAUCUGGUUCAAGAACUGCACUAUAUCCUUAACGAAUAUGUCGCAUUGAAAAUGCACCGGGAGGUGCUCAGCACUAGCUCAGGAGACCAAGUUUCCAGGGCCCUGGAAGAGGCCGGUCACAGCCCAGGACCCGCAUCCCAAUACCAGCUACAGAGCUAUGCAUCCGGCAUUCCGAACUCCUUGGCCACCACGAAGAUGAAGUUGAUCAGCACGACUAGGAGACUACAGUGGAGUAUCAGCAGACGUGACACGGUGGAGGGCGUCGUAACGAGCUUUGAGGAAUGGACUGAGAGAACGAAAGCUCUCGUUGAGACCUUGCUUUGGUCAAUCCCCGUGAACUCCCCCAUGGAGCAGAUUCGGGUGCUUCAGAGGGAUGAGGAUGCAAGCAAUAUAGGCUUGCUCGAUGGGAUCAAGAUUAGAGAGCUUCUCGCAGCAUCUCCGGCCUUUGCCGAAUCCCAUGUCAACGGCCUCUAUAGUAGAGCGUUUGAAGAGCGUUACACCGUUGGCGGCUUCAAUGUUGGAACUAUCCACCAAAAGGAGGGUCUUUUCUUGAUUGAAUACAAACAUGGCGGUACACCUGGCGAAGAGGGCAUCAACCAUGGAACACGCCAGCAAGUCAUCAGACUUGCCGCUCUUCUCCACGAAGCGCCGUCUGCUGAUGAAGGUCUCGGGGUUCUGAAUUGCACAAAUUACAUCGAGGACCUCACCAGCAAUGUUCUGGGCAUUGUUUACGCCUUGCCUAGCGCAUACACAACCAGCUCACUCCCACCAAAAACUUUGAGCAGCUUGCUUCUACAGACGACCGUGCCGAAGACAAGUUUGGACGUUAGAAUUCGGAUAGCUUGCAACAUAGCUUAUACUGUGCACCGGCUUCACAUUUAUGGCUGGGUGCAUAAGUCUCUGCGUUCCGAUAAUAUUCUUUUCUUUCCGCUAGACCCCUCAAAUAACGACAGAGGCUAUGAUUUGUCGAAACCAAAGAUACUCGGUUUCGACUGGGCACGGAAGGAAGACGAGAUCUCCCCAGAGGACCCAGGACUGGAGAUCAAGCACAAUAUCUACCGUCAUCCCCAACGGUGGGGACAGCCGACGAGUCGAUUCGACAAGACGCACGACAUAUACGCACUGGGCGUCAUAUUGCUAGAGCUAGGGCUUGGCGAGAGCGUGGCUAGACUCGACGGCGGGGCGCUGAUGAGGAAUCAGGCGUAUCAUGACCCUACUGUUAUGAAUCGCAAGCUCCUCCAGCAUGCCAGUCUUCGCAUAGGGUUUUAUGGCGGGACCAGACUGCGUGAUAUUGUCACUGGUUGUUUAACCGGCGAGUGGAGGGGCAGUUCGAUUGUUCACCAGCUACCGGAUGUGGUCAUGUGUCUUAUGAGCAUAGCGAUGGUAUUGAGUGAGGAAGAAGCCCAGCCGUGAUGUGCUAACCCAGGCAUCCAAAUUUUCUCUCUGAUAUGGAUCGGUGUUUUUCUAGGGAGGAGGCCAGGGAGUUACUUUGGCGGCUAUAGUGAAACUUGGUCCCAGGAACAGGAAGAUGAAGAAUUGAGAUGUUUCAGAAUGAUGCCAUUAGAACAAAAUCCUACUUGAGUUGGACUUGAAUUCCGGGACGUCUUCAGGGUUAUCCUAGGCGAAGGCUUUUCCGAAGAAAGGAUUGGAGUCGCUCCUGGGGACGACUUCAGGAUGGCACUGGGAGAAGACUUCGCAAAGACAGAGUAAGAGGAUUCUUGAGCUCGAUGCUAUGUUCAUAACAAACAUAGGCUUUAAAGACGUUCUCGUUGGUGAGGGC
Molecule: messenger RNA, 2154 nt
Organism: Ilyonectria robusta
Lineage: Eukaryota; Fungi; Ascomycota; Sordariomycetes; Hypocreales; Nectriaceae
Exons: 2
Coding region: 129-1787 (552 amino acids)
Source: RefSeq, a predicted model, not a curated record